Messenger RNA from Iphiclides podalirius (scarce swallowtail), 198 nucleotides. Lineage: Eukaryota; Metazoa; Arthropoda; Insecta; Lepidoptera; Papilionidae. The record is from the annotation of a GenBank genome assembly.
AUGUCACGUGCACCGCAAAUAAAGCCGCGACGUUCUGUCCCUUGCCCGUUACGCGUGUUUAAAUCUCCGCCGACGAGCUCGUCUCCCGUCACGCUCGGAAUCGUCACGUGCCUCUCAAAUAAAGCCUCGACGUUUUGUCUCUUGCCCGUUCGACGCGUGCUUAACUCGCCGCCGACGAGCCCAUCACCGAUCACGCUC